AUGCCUGUAACUGAGCAACCGGAUUUGCGUGAAUGGGAGGACGGCCUUUGUGACUGCACAAACGACGUCAAGAAUUGUAAGCACUUUUUUUCAAGGUCUAACAGCUUGCCGUAUUUUAAUCUUCUGAGCCUUUAUUUCUUCUACUUAUGAGCAUAGUACGUUUCUGCUUGUGAGGGAGAAUUUCGCAACGUCGGUCUAUGCUUGGGUGAUUGGUUGUACACUAAAGCUUGAUUUAAACGAUUUUGAAGUAGGCCAGCAGGGCAGGAUUUAAUGGUACCAAAAAAUUUCGCGACGGCUCGUCAGCUGCGUCCUGUCGCUUCAUAACAUAGAUAACGCCUGACAAUAUUUUAAAUACUAUCAAACGAGGGCUGCGUUCCACCUUUGAAAGGACAUACAAUGCAGCCGAACUCGUAUUUUGCAGUCCUACGAAGCCACUUCCGAUUCCAUGGGCAAAGGAUGCCUUGCCAAUGCACGCCACUUCAAACUGUGUUUAUGAAUUCACAUGCACUUGCGGAUGCAAGUGCAUUGGGCGAACGCAAAGGCAGUUGGCGGCCAGGUCUGUUGAGCACCUGCCCAGAUGGCUCCUAAGGCAAGAAAAUGAAAUCCCGCGUUCCUCCAUUACGAAACACUUGCUUGAUAGUGCUCACUCCGUCGACCCCAAAAAUUCCUUCCGAGUACUUGUUCGGGCACGAACAACUCGGACACUGCGUUACCUAGGGGCGGCCUAUAUACGACGGGUGAAACCAGAUCUUUGUGAAUGGUUGGAACACGUGGUUAGCCUAACUUUGCCAUGGUAGCCUCUAGCUCCAUGAUUUCCCUUCCUCUCUCGCUUUUUGCUCGUUAACGCUUCCCCUUUUUUCCUUAUUCUUCCCAUCCGGUGUUUGAGUUACUAACUAUAUCUAUUAGCCAGCUUUACACAAAAUCAUGAUCUUGCUGUUGCUGCAUUGGUUUUCUGCACGAAUUCAAAUCUGUUGUAUUCUUCCCACCCGUUAUCUAUGUAAUGAAACGACAGGACGCAGCUGACGAGCCGUCGCGAUUUUUUUUGGUGCCAUCAAAUCCUGCCCUACUUGCCUACUUCAGCUUCGUGUUGGGGACAAAAUGCUUCAAAUUAAAACGAUUAUAAUUUAGACAAUAUUCAGGGCUAAUGACCUACUUUAUGACAGUUUGGCCGUCGCGGCCGAAGAUGUCCAUCGCGUGCUUCACAGCAAGGGGAGAGCAGGCACUGCGACUUGUUCGUUUUUAGUGGGAGGAGACUUGCGCGGCAUCUUCCUCACCCUCACCUCCCAGCCCACCUCGGCCCAGUGUCAGGACACAGUCAAGAAGACCGGAGGCGGAAAAGAGGACAGGUAGCUGACACAUGCGGACCACAACACCCCCUGGUCCACAGCCAACACUUGACCAGGAUUCCAACCAUCAACAACAGCAAUACAACGGUUCAGAAAGACGACGAGGAUGACUGGGGAGCCACGCGCACUACCUGUAUACUUAGCUGAAGCGAAAGCGCAUCGACCAGCUAGGAACCAGGGGCCAGCGCAAACCAGGUUGCGAGGAUUAUGGUUUGCUAUAUUAUGGCAUUGCAGACGCACACCACCUUUAUGACAUACUGUAUAAGAAUGCUAAAAUAGGCGUAGUGAUGGUCCGUAAAGGCUGCUAUCGGUACCAACGUUUCACUCAAUUUCGUUUUAACAUGCACGAGGUAUUAAAACCUCAUUGCAGCUCGGCGGUAAAUACUUUGCCCGUCGGGCAGUACAGUAGAUGUGGUAUUUCAUGAAAUUUUGGUCGAAAUUCUAAAAUGUAUUUUUCGAUCUAUAAGAUUACUCAAGUUAAGUCGCAAAAUUAAUAAUAGUGCAGGAUAAUCGCAAGAAAUUUCAGUCUCUUCAGGAUGCCGGCUUUUGAAUGAGAUUUAUUAUGGCUGUCUGGAAAAACUAUUCUCUGUAAAAAUCGAGUACCAAAGUAAUAUAUUUUUUCCCAUUGAUUUUCGAUGCUCUUAUAAACUCAGCUAUAUUUUAUGGAUAAUGAGCAGGAAAAUAUUUUUCUUAUACUCAUUUAGCAGACAAGUAUAUCUUUUCCAAAUUUUAUGCUCAAAGGAAGAGUAUUUUCCAGUUGUAAAAAGUUUGUAAUUAUGAGACUUUCAUAGACUAUGAAAUGUCCACUGAUACAGCAUAGCAGUGGUACGUUUAUCAAUGCCACUUAUAAAGUGUACACCUGGUCUACAUCUAUUGCACAAUUUUAUGAUUGCUAUAUGAGGUAUUCCUUAAAGCACAGCGAAAUGCGGGAUAUUCCUUUGGCGGGAUUUAAGCAGCACGUAGUUUGGAAACCCUGAAUGCAAGUGUAACGGGAUGCCGCGUUAAAAAUUAUCUGGGAAUUGGGGAAUUUUUUUAAACCAAAAGAUGCUCUCCUUUAAAGUGAAACAUACGAUUAUGACGCAAUUUUUUUAUAGAAUGAGUACAAGGGAGAAUUUUGUGUUUUCUACAAGUCGUAAUUAAGUUUAUGAGAGCAUAGAAGUCAGUGGGAAAAAAUGUACUCUUUAAGUAGACACUCUUCUAGAGCGUAGUUUUUGUAGACGCCAAAAAGCAGUUCAUUCAAACGUCGGCAUUCUGGAGUGACUGAAAUAUGUUGCGAUUGUGUUGCAAGAUAAUUACUGUUACAACCUUACUUAAGUAGUCUUUUCCAAUCGAAAAACCAUUUCAGAAUUUCGGCUACCAGUUCAUGAAAUACUGUAAAUCUGGUUAGAUCCGUUUCGCAACAAUAUCCAAAAAAAUUCGUUGUCGAACGCUCAACGCUUUGAUUAACCGGUCUGCAUCCAUAGUUGACACGUUGUUACCAAGCAAUCGAUGACGCAAAAGCCUUGUCAACAAAGAUCGCCCAUCUGGGAUUGGAGUGUCGCUGACUAACGGGAACAGAACAAGAUGAGCAAAACGAGACAUGGUGGCGGUCAAUAAGAGUUGUUGUUUGUAUCAAUGUUCAACAUCCCCUACUUGGCGACCUGACUAUACGGACUUCGGUUUGCUUAAAACGUCUGUUGGUCACUGCUCGCGGCGGCGUGUAACUGUCUUUGGAUGGUUGGAACCUGAAGGCCAAUAGAUAUCCCUCUCGGGGCUACCAUAGCGCGAUUCAUACCCUAAUAGAAAAAUUAGAAACAAGCCCAAAAUAUGUUGUCUUUAUUGCAAAAUGAAACCGGAAUAACAUAUUAUCAAUUAAGCAAACUGCACUUGUUUAUAUCGCAUUCAAUUGCUAUGAAGUUGUCUUCAUUUUAUUUGAACGCACGUCAGCAGUGUUCAUCUAGGCGCCCCCGAGGCAGCUGCCUUGAAAAUCUGAGAUUUUUCUUCAAAAUUUCAAUUUUUUCGCUUAUCUAAGUCCUAUCAAUUUACUGAGUCUGCCAGUUUAUAUUCGGCUCAACACAAUUUUCCUAGUGAUUACGGUUUUAUGAUCGUACCCAGCCUGAUUAAAUCGCCAAUGUGGUGGCCAUUCGUCAAAAUGUUUCGUUGAACCUGUUUCUGCCUCACGUUCAGCGAUGGGGAUCGAAGUUACUGCAUCUGGCUUAUGUAUGCAGAAUUACCUUGGCCUGUACAGGGAUAUGUACCACUACGUCAUCAGAAACUAACAAUGUUCCCCCCUGUGCCAUCCUUCUUGAAAUUUAGCGUUUCAACGCAUGCUAAACCCCACAUUUAAGUAGCAUUAUUCUAUGACUUUUUCCCCGAAUUCUGACCUAUGCAUAGACGUUUGUUUAGAUAUUACUUGUGACACAACAGUACCGCGUACUGAUUAUUGUACAACUUUGACACAGCAUGCAUUCACAGACAUAUUUAUACGAGUAAUCAAUACUUUUUGUAUGUAAUUACUUACAUGAUUUUCCUUGACACUUAUCCUACGCAUUGCUUUUCAUGAUGUUAUUGUAACCAAAAGGGAAUUCAAAGGCGUUUGCCUACCAUUCCCCUAAUAAAACUGAACUGGACUGAAUCGUGCGCUGACACAAUCCAAACGCCCAUGAACUAUCAAUGCGUGAGCCGUGGUUCCGACAAUUCUGUACUAGAUCGCCAUCGCUUUCUUCAGAAUUUUCAUCUCCACCUAAAAGACGGUCACGAUCGUACUUACGCCGUCCUGCAAGUCUGUCCUCGUCGAUUUGUAUUGAGUUUUCCAGUGUUUCAUCUAACUUUCAUCACCUAACAACAUAUAGCAUUUCGAAACAGGCUCCACGGCGGGAACUGAACCAGUGAACCACAGUUUUUUGGGAUCUAGCAGCAAGCUUUAUAAAAUCUUCAAGUGGGUUUUUGUCACCCCAAAGAUGGGCUAGUUCCAAAAUGCCUCAAAGCUACAAAUUACAGCGGAGACUUUCUUUUAAAUCACAAUAAUGGAGGAAUUUGUUCCCCCUGUCUUACUGACCGAACAAACUAGCGACCCCUUCUUCUGCGCCUCUAUGCCGGCAUAUUCUGUUCACGGGCCUUCUUAUUCCUGCACAUCAAGGUGUUUCCGGUAGAACAGACUUGCGUGGCCCCCUAAACAGGACAUGAGAACAGGAACAGUCUGCAGUAUGGGUGGCUUUGAGUCAACAUCCACCUAAAUUAGGGUUAGGACUAGGUUAAGGAUGAGUUUUAAGACUAGAUUUAAAGUUGACGGCAAGGUACGUCAGAAUCAAGUUUAGGCUUAAGGUAGGGGCUAGUAUUAACUGCAAAGUUAAGGUUUAGGGCAAGGUUAGGGUCCAGACUAGUGCAACGGUUUAGUUUUAUACCGUGGUUAUUGAUAGAAGCGAAUAGGCGAGUCCCAGGUAGCAGUUCAGAAGAUGAAGAUGCGAUCACUGGGACAAGAAGUUUAUUGGCCUGACGUUUCGGGUUCUCACUCGAGCCCAUCAUCAGAGACAUUCGCAGAUAGAGGUAAAGGUGGCACCAGGAAUGCAGUAUUUAUAGCACGUGGCUGCCGUGGGACCGUAUGCGCACUGUAAUUAACAGUUCUCACAAUCGCCGCUGGGGUCGUAAUUGAUGCGGCGGUGGCUUGGCGGUCCGAGUCCGAGUUGUUAAUUGCCGCGAUUUCGUCAUCCGUGCUCGAUGCUGGUGUGACGAUUGCUCGGCAAACUGGCUCACUGUCACCGUGAUAAUUACUCACCCGCGCCCUCCCCACGUGACUGAUUCUCCUGCCCAGGGAAAACCGCAAUACGGAAUAGGCCACCGGGAGGUCAUUGUGUUUGUUGAUGGAUUGCGGGCCUGAGAACCAUGACUCGAGCAGCUCGCGGCUCACGCGGUUGUCACCCCUUGCGAGGAUUUCGGCCUCUUGAAAUUUGAAAUUAUGGCCGGGUCCCGUCGAGUGUGCCGCCACCUGAGAGUUAGCGUCUCCUCGCCUCACUGCUGCUGCGUGCUCGGCAAGUCGCGUACGGAGUAAUCUCCCAGUUUCUCCGACAUAAUUGCUUUGUCCGCAACUACACCAGAUCCGGUAAACGACUCCAGACGUUUCCUGCCGUGGCAGCGGGUCUUUUGGCCUCAUUACUUGGCGCCUAAUGGUUGCUUCCGGCCUGUGUGCAACACCAACUCCAAGUGGAGUGAGAAGACGACUGACGGCUUCCGAGACGUUCUUCACGUACGGAAGAGCACGCCAAAAUUUGGGGCUAGUUGAAUUUGGUCUCUGGUGUCCUUUUCGUAUGCACUGGUUGACAAAGUUGCGCGGGUAGCCAUUGGCUCUCAUUACCCGUCGAAGAUAUUGUAAUUCAGCAACCUUGUCUUCCAUUUCACUGCAGUGCGUCUCAACACGCCGGUAUAGCGCCCUUACGCAACUGCGUUUGUGACUGAUCGGGUGGUUGCUAUUGAAGUUCAGUAUUUGCGUCGUAUUUGUCGCUUUCCUGAACACUUUGGUUUUUAGGCCACCACAAUCUUUGCGGCAGACGAGGACAUCCAGGAAGGCCAGCUGAUUGUUUUCCUCCUCCUCCAUCGUAAAUUGAAUGUCCGGGAAGACGGCGUUGAGUUGUUCUUUGAAAGUCAGCACCUGAUCCCGUUCGAUGACGACGAAGGUGUCAUCCACAUACCGAGCCCAGAAUUUCGGUCUGUGGUGUCGGAAAACCAGCGACUCCAGCCGUUGAAGGACCGCCUCGGCUAUGAGUCCCGAAAUCGGCGAACCCAUUGGCGUUCCCUUUACCUGCUCGUAGAUUGUUCCGUCGAAUGUAAAGUACGUCUUGAGACAUAACUUCAGGAGCUGGAUGAUUUGGGCGGACUCGGACCGCCAAGCCACCGCCGCAUCAAUUACGACCCCAGCGGCGAUUGUGAGAACUGUUAAUUGCAGUGCGCAUACGGUCCCACGGCAGCCACGUGCUAUAAAUACUGCAUUCCUGGUGCCACCUUUACCUCUAUCUGCGAAUGUCUCUGAUGAUGGGCUCGAGUGAGAUCCCGAAACGUCAGGCCAAUAAACUUCUUGUCCCAGUGAUCGCAUCUUCAUCUUCUGAACCGUGGUUAUUGUUGUGGUUGAGACGCGGGAAUAUUGUGCCCUUCCUGGCAUUGUGCGGAAGUCCACCUUUAUUAUUAGGGUUGAACGUGCCCGUUUCCAUGUACUGUUUAGGGGGCCAACUAAGCCAGUCUCACUACUUUCCUCUACUGAGGGACCAUGUCAGGGGAGGUAUGAUGACGCCGCUUCAUCGCUGCGAAGCACUUUACUAUAUGACUCUGAAAGCGACAUUUUGAGGGGAUAUGCUGACGUAGGAACACAGAAUGACGGUAGAAAUCGCACUAUAAUAACACUCACUUACUGAUUGGCUGUGGUCAGACAAUGCUCAGACAUGGGCAAUUCGGUUGUCGCAACCGCUGUCUGAGCUGUAUGCACACAUAUUUGUGCUAGUAAAGUUUGUCCACCUAACUGUCUUCCCUGCCUUCUGAUUUGGGAACCGUCGAGUUAUUGAACAAUCGUACCUCGGCAUAGUUUAAUAUGCAUCAUGUAUUAAAUUCGAGCAAACCUCCUCCGACCCCUGAGACCGGGCAGAAGAUUAGCCGUUAGGUUGGCAGUAUGCGUGGUUCGGCAGCUCCUUGACCAGAACACGUCCCCUUUUGAUUUACAUGCUGGUGUCCAGAACUAACACAAAAAUAGUAGGCAGUUAUCUAGACGAGAAUCACCAGGUGAUGGGAAUAAAUGCAUUAAUAAAUCCCAUUCUAAAAUUCCACGGACUUUACAAGUGACAUUUCCUAAAAUCGUGGUAUCCGUAAAAUAUCAGUGACACAGCAUGUCAUGAUGCCAAUCUUUGUAGGAGAAAUUCGGGUUUAUGGCAAUUGGCAGGUAAAGCAGUCUCAGGAAAAUGCCAGAAUGCUGUCGGACAUCAUGUCAGGUGCCGAUACGAUCCUUGAAAUCCAUACCAUCGCUGCCUGCUACCCACAUUUGCUUUGCAUUUAUCCAACACGACAGAACAACGGAGAAUUUGGGAUUGCGUUCAUAAAUACUGUUUUACUUUGUAACACUUUAUUAUGCAGUAUUGGACUGCUUAGGCAGGCAGAGGGAUGCGAGAGCCUCUUCAGUGGAAAUCUUCCAAACAUCCCGCCCCAGCGAUGCACGAAAAUGCAUCUUGUCUAGGCGUUGUGUAAGGUAACUAGAUUAAAUCUUCAAGUUUCCCAAUAGCAUUACAGAUAACUGCAAUUCCAUGACACCGUAAGUUAGCAUGAACCACCUGGGAAUUCGGUUCAAUGAAUGGUAGCAAAAGACGCAGGUCUAAUUUGAAAAAUUUGAAGGCGAAUUCUGGCGAAUUAAUCUGAUGUCAAUUAUAAGGACACGAUAGGGCGUAGGACCACUAAGUAGAUGGCAACUUCGAAAUAUACCCUAAAAUUCAGUGCGACUGUGAACAUAACUCAUUAUUCACCGUUCUCAUUGUUGGAAAUUUCCUCCCCUUCCUGACUAAAUGAAAACUUCUCAGCAGCGCUUUGUUUAAAGUCCGUUAUUUUUUGAAAAUUAUUUUUUUGCUUAUCUCUUAAUUAUUUUGCCCACUAUCUUUACCAAAUGACAGUGUACGAUAAGAAUUUCGGCAGAAAUUUAUAGUUUUUAGUGUGUUCUUGCUCUGCGCGAUUCUAAUAAAGGGUACCUCCAAGCUUCUGUCAUCAGCAAAUAUGAGAUUCACCAGAAGUUUGUCGAAUAAUACUCCAACACGUUUAGUCAUAAACUGGCCCAAUUGCAAUUUUUCCAUCGUCUCUAGGUGUGCUGACUGCCUUCUGCUUACCCUGCAUGGUCUGCUAUGAAUAUAAGUUGCAAGAUGAGUGUUGCGGAGCCCCACUGUGUAUACCACACCCAGUCCUCGUUUUGACUGCCCAUUAUCGAGGCCAGCAAAAUAUCGAGGUAUGUUUCUUCCAAGCUUGUUCGGCCAAAUUAAUGUUGCAUUAAUCAGUUGCUUUAAAACAGCAGUUUUUAGGAAGAAUUCAGCGCGUUUUCCGUGACUUCCCUAAAGGGAGACGGCGGGAGUACGGUUUAUGGCCGGGGUUCCUUACUCCACGUAGCACUUGAGAUAAAAAAAUAAUUGAUAUUAUAUUUGUAUUUAUUUGGAACGAAAUAAAAAGACCUUGUGGUGGCUGUUGCUUGAGGGUGGCCAAAAUGCGGCAGGACUAUACAUUUUUGACGAUGCCUGCAAAGGGACAUUAAAUUUUGUUUACUGUUAUCGUUAAAUGUCUAAAACAGUUUCCCCUUUUGAUUGGUGACAAUAUGGAGGACCACAAUUUGUGAUACCACAAAGUUCUUAGGUGUUCAGUUCCUUUUGCUCAACAGAAUUGCCCCCCGAAGUAAGUAGCCACGUCCAUAAACCAACACCUUCCCUGAUAUAAAAUUCACGAGGGAAGAAGAACAGGAACAGCAGUUGCCCUUCCUGGAUGUGCUUGUCAGACGAAACCUUAACGGUGAACUUGCAACGAAGGUUUAUAGGAAGGCCAUGAAGGGCACACAGUUUCUCAGUUUUCACAGCAACCAUCUGGUGGCUUACAAACGAAGCUGUGUGAAGACGCACUUCAAACGGAUCCAAACUCAUCGCAGCAAACCGGAGGACUGAGCACGUGAGGACCGUUAUCUCCGCGAGCAGUUUGUACAAAAUGGCUAUCUGAGGGCAUUCAUAAGUCGUUGCCUACGCGGUCGCCACCAGAGAACUCGAACAUCAACGCCACCGACGAUAUGGCAUUCUCUGCCAUACAUAAACGGCGUUUCGGAAGCGACCGAGCGCAUUGCUGCGGAGUCAGGUGUUGGAAUUGCACACCACUUGAAAGCCGUCAUGCGCAAUAGGGUCAUAAAAAUCAAAGACCGGUUAAAGCCUGAAGAUCAAUCUGGAGUAGUUUAUCGAUUUCUGUGCCAAAAUUGUCCUUGUAACUACACAGGACAGACUGGGCGCAUGCUCGGAUCGCGCAUACACGAACAUAAUCUGGCUGUGCGACGAGGUGACGCAUUAUCACAUGUGGUCGCCCACACCUACGGAGCGGAUCAUGCGUUUAAUUUCGCAGCCAACAAAGUAAUCGCCCACGCCGGAAACAAAACAGGCCAAGAAUUAAUUGACGCCUGGGCCUCGGACAAAAGCUCGACAAAUCGAUUUAUCGAUCUUGCGCCUGCGUACAGAGCCCAUCUUAGUCACCUCCAGACUUGCGCCAUCGGUCGGCGAUUGGCCUACAUGCCUUAUAACUGUCGCUUGUUCUGUUGCUGCUACUACCUCUGACGAUGGACUCCUGUACGAGUCUGAAAGCUCAGGACAAUAAACAAAGUGUUCUGGUGCUCGACUCUUUUUCUUCACUUAUGCAUACACCUGGAACUCAAAAUUUCGCCUUCACUCUUUUGAUUGAAAUUAACCCUCGAUUCGUUUAAUUUCGACGGCCACAUAGGUCAAAGUCCUAAGUGCAAUUGUCAGUCUCUUUUAAAACAUGUAUUCGCGACAUGGGACGAUUUUUUCACUGGCUGUCGUACACACUGCUCCGUACCGUCAUAAAUUCUAUCAGGUCGGUCCUACACGUUGACCAAAUGUCAUUGGGACGACCCACAGCUAGAAACUGAUCGGUUACGUAUGCGUCCUUUGCAGUGCGAAAAAAUAGGAAUGCAAGACUUGUAGAAAACGGAUUAAAGAAGUCUCUAUCUCAUGACGAUGCUGGUGGCCGUUUCGAGGUGUGCGGGACUUCAUUUCGAUCAUUUUACGAGAAUGACAGGCUGGACUGAAGGAAAAUAAGCCCCAGCUCGCUCAGUCCUAAGUUGCUUGUCGUGUUGACUGCUUUUCUCGGACGUUGGGUAUGUUCUGAAGACGCCACUGGCGCGACGAAUGCUCCAGUUUUACUUCCGAGGAAAUCUGUGAGCGCGACAUGUUUGGAAUAGCAUAAUGUUGGAGUUCACUAGCGGUACAGAUGGCAUUGGCAUUCGGAAAAUGGCAAGUUUUACGCAAUUAACCAGAACCUGUACUAGCUGGGGUCAAAAGAGGUGACUGAAAGUAUCCCGCUAGUCUGUAAGUGACGACUGAAGUCUUUGUUCAACAACCUCGAUGCCUCGAGGUCAUUCACCCAUCCCUCUAGCGAUUCCAGACGCGCUGGCGGCAAUCAUUGCGACGCCCCUCGUCUUUGUUCAAGGUCCCACGGCCUAGUGAUUACUCACCUUCUCUGGGGACGUUGACGGACGUAUUGACAGUCUGACAGGGGGACGUACGUGUCUCCUGCGGAAUGAUACAGAUACUGUAUUCAAACCAUUUACUCCCACAAACCUACUAAACAGGAUCAAGCCAAAGUCUUUCUUUCUCGCUCUAUCCCUCAGACAUGAUUUAAAAUUUUCAGCCCACGCCCUGGCCUGCUAAUUUAAAAUUCAACCUGAGGAUUGCAGCGCUCAUAGUACAUCGACAACCAAAGAAGCUGAACCUUAUGUAGGCCAUGUGAGGCAUCUCAAUACUUCCAGAAAGAAACUUGUUAACAUUUAUAUUUGUGGGUUGCACCGUUUCUGCGCAUCCCGACUAACUGCUGCCGUGCUCCAAUAUGGCCUUCCCGUUCACGUCAGGGGACGCUCAGCGAGGGCCAAGUUGACGACCUCACGCAUCAUAGCAAGUUGCAGUAGACAGCCUCGGUUGGUACACCAGCCUGCUCUGGCCUAUUUCAUCUGCAUGCUUUGUAGUGUUUACUCGUUUUCCUGAAAUAACUCCUGUUUUGUUUUCUCUGUACGACACACACACAGGGAAGUCUCAUAAAGGACUGCUGUGUCAGCACAUUCUGCAUGCCCUGCAAGCUCUGUCAAAUACACCGGGACUACGAGGCCAACUAG
Molecule: messenger RNA, 11211 nt
Organism: Spirometra erinaceieuropaei
Lineage: Eukaryota; Metazoa; Platyhelminthes; Cestoda; Diphyllobothriidea; Diphyllobothriidae
Source: the annotation of a GenBank genome assembly